AUGUCUUCCCCUGCUUCCAUCCCUUCUGGCGCUUCGACCCCGGAACCUGAGAAUGUAGAUACUGUACAGGCUGGAGGGUCGGAUGGAAAUGCUGUCGAGGAAAAGGGAAAGGGUGUGGCUGCAGACCAGAAUGACGUCGACGGCGAGCAACCCGUAGCGUCUUCCUCGACCUCACCGGCUCCGACUGCGGCGCCGGCGGCAACUGCGGCAGUGGCGACGAACGGCGACUGGCAAGCGAUAUGGUCCCCUCAGCACAACGCCUACUACUUCUUCAACGCGGUCACACAACAAACGACUUGGGAGAAUCCGCUUCAGCCCUCUUCUGCCGCCGCCUCUUCUUCCGCUACACCAGACAAGUCGGCAUCUCCCGGUCCCUCCACUGCUCCCGAAUCAGAUACGCCGGCAGCUCUGGCGAAGAUGUAUGCUCUUCAGCAGGCAGCGGCAGAGCAAGGCAUCGACCCGGCACUGGCGUACCUCGACCCCUCAUUAGCUAGCUCGUCCUCAGGCGGGUCCGGAUACACGGCCCGAUUCAACGCACGAACAGGCGCCUUUACAGCAGCGGACGGUCGCGACCCCAGUCACCUCAGCGAGUACGAACGCAUGAAACGCAUGAGCUCUGUCUAUUUCGACUUUGGCGAAUGGGAGAAGGAGGUCGCGGAGAGAAAGAAACGAGAAGCGGAGGAGCUCGAGGCAACCGGUGGCAAGAGGAAACGGCCGAGUAAGAAAGAUUUGGAAAGGUUCAAAGAGCAGAAGAAGCAGAAGAAGAUCGCGAAGACGGCUUGGUUGCGCAACUAG
Messenger RNA from Peniophora sp. CBMAI 1063, 795 nucleotides. Lineage: Eukaryota; Fungi; Basidiomycota; Agaricomycetes; Russulales; Peniophoraceae. The record is from the annotation of a GenBank genome assembly.